Molecule: messenger RNA, 1976 nt
Organism: Anguilla anguilla (European eel)
Lineage: Eukaryota; Metazoa; Chordata; Actinopteri; Anguilliformes; Anguillidae
Product: vicilin-like seed storage protein At2g18540
Exons: 2
Coding region: 752-1300 (182 amino acids)
Source: RefSeq, a predicted model, not a curated record
CUUUUAUUCCCAUUGGUUGGCGUUUGGGAAUGUUUUUUUGCUGAUUGGUUGAUUGGCUUGUGGUUGUGCCUUCUCAUUGGUUCAGUGUUGUGUGUUAAGGAAAGUUGAGUGUGCACUAAUGUGCAUGACCUAUGCGCUGAACACAUAGCUGCAUCCAAUAAGGAAUGGUCAUUUAUUGCCAUGGUCAUGAUAUUUAUCCCUUUCAAUACUGUGUGAUUGUUGCUUUUUAUUAAUGAUAUUGGUAACUUCAGUUUUUAAUUUGUUGCUAUGCUGCAGCUUAUUAAGAAAUUAGUUUGGUGGGAUGGCUGUAAGAUUGAGUUAAUUAAAAAGCCCUUUUGUGUUAUUGGAUGUUAAUAAUUAAGACGUGAAGCUGCGCUUUUCAGCUUCACAUUUCCUCUAACAGCUACCGAGUGGUAUUUGUGUUUGCAUUUGCACGGUUUGCCUCCAAGAGGUGUGGUCCUCCAGAAGGAAUUCCUUAGUCCUAAGACUAACGGAAACGUGUGCGCGUGUGCACGGGGACAUGAGGGAGUUCUCCAGAUGAAUAAUCAAAAGCAGCUGCGCGUUUGCUCUGAAAUGGCUUCUCAAAUCAGGAGUGGGUGGAGUGGUAGUGCUGGAAUGUCCUACCAGCUGCUGGUGUGAAAUGUCCACCAAUGUCCCAGAUUAACCGCGCUAACUGGAUCGGCAGUGCUGGUGUGGAUUGGCUGCGGUUGAAAGUGGGGCGGGGCUUUCUGCUGUCACGACGACGGAAGUGAUGAUUGGGUGGGCGGGGCCUCCAGAGGGCUCCAUUUUCCGGGACCCCGCGGGGAAGCUGAAGGAGGCGCUGAAGCGGCAGCUGGCCAUGAUCCACGCCCGCAUCGAGGCCAAGAAGAUCGCCCGGCUGGCCCUGACUGAGCUCCGCAGCGCCAUGGCCGCCGAGGAGGAGGAGCGCCAGGCCCAGCGAGCCGCCGAGGCCGCCCUGGAGGAGGCCGCCCUGAAGGCCAGCCACCGCACCGAGGCCAAGCUCCUCAAGGUGGUGGAGAAGAUGGAGAGGGAGGAGAUGAAGAGGGCAGAGGAGGAGGAGGAGAUGAGGGCCAAGGCCAGGAGGGGGAGGGAGAAAGAGAAGGAGGAGAAAAAGGCCAAGAGAGAGAGGGAGGAGAAAAGGGAGAAGGCGGAGAAGGACAAAAAGGCGGCCAGUAAAAGAACGGAGAGGCGCGUGGAGGGCGACGAUGCGGACGACCGUAAGACCCGCACGAAAGUGGGAAAGCGCCAAAGGGUGGCCCGAGAGAAGAGAGGGGCUCUCGGGGGUGUGGGUAAAAAAUGAGGCAGUGCCACCUGCCAGUGCUCAAGCUGGCAACCACCACCCGUCCCCUCCCCCCAAAAAAAAUGAUAAAGGGAAAAUCGAGAACAAGGGUGCCCUCGUCAGCAAGGCGCAGAGAUCGGGCCUGGUCUCUGAGGGCCCCGUGUCCCGUUGCAGGGGUGUGACUGUCACCACCUCUUGCGGGACAGCUGUCCUGCGGGGUCAUGAGUAGUGUGGUUCUGUCCCCAACACCACGGCAACGCAGCAGGAGGAAAGUGUGAAUUUAGCGAGCAGCUAAAUGUCCUGAACGUAGUUAACUUAACCCAUCCCAGCAGCAGCUCUUAUUUUGUCGUUAUUAGCAGCCGAAUCUCGUGAGAAAUGUUAAAUGUCACUUAUAUUUUCCUGCUUUAUUUUUUUAAAACUGGAGUUUCACAGUUCAUUGGUGUAAAAAUUCUGACAGGGUUACUUCUUUUGGAUGUUAAUAUCUGCUACUGCUGAUUGUGAUGCCCCAGUCACGCAGGCGCUAACACCUGCAUUUGAGUUUAAUAAGCCAGUUUGAUUUCCUUCUGUCCAUUUUAUUCAUUAGUAGAUGUGGACAAAGCUUUCUGUCUCCCAUAAGUAAUGUCUGCUGUAGAUGACGUGUUAAAUGUUAAUAUGUUAAAUUUUGAAAUAAAGUAGAUUUGUUUUCUUUUUUUGAUGA